AACUCCGAAACCCUAAUCCUAAUUCUCUCAGAAUCGAAGCCACUAACCGCAAGGCUCUCAUCCUUCGCCUCCCUUCAAGUUCAAGAGCACCGCGCCAUAAUUGCACUGCAACUGUUCGUGCAUUCGACGAACAAGAUUCCAACCCCGAAACCGAAACACUGCAAGAUGCUGAGGUCAACAAUUUGGGAGUCCAAGCCGCUCUCUCCAUGUUGAGGUUCUACAAAAGGGAGAUUUCACCAAUCUUGCCAAAAAGUUGUCGUUAUAUCCCAACUUGUAGCGAGUAUUCCAUGGAGGCUUACAAGAGAUAUGGAGUUGUGAAGGGUACCGUCUUGACAGCGUGGCGCCUCUGUCGCUGCAAUCCCCUCGGUGGGCAUGGAUAUGAUCCUCCUAGAUGGUUUGGCGAAACUAGUCCGCGUGAAGAACUUGAUGACUGAAUGCUCGUUAUACAUACAUAAUCAGCUGUUCUGUUAUAAUAUUAUAGGUUUUUGCCUUUUCAGGGUUCUUUCUUUGGAUUGAUCAUUGCCACCAAGCACCAAUUUAGCAUUUGAAGUCCUUAUAUGUGCUAAUGUGAACUUGUAAUAACUUCAUUUAUUUAUUUUUUUGGUGUGGCUUUGUAAGAAUGCAGUUGUUCUGUUGUUGACUUCUUGUAGUCUUAUUGAAAUUGGAGUGAGAAGAUCUAUGUCCAUAACAGGAACUGGGAAGAAACAUUGCUGAUGAUAAUCAACUGAACAUAUUUGUUUGAA
This is a messenger RNA of Arachis duranensis, 743 nucleotides long. Its product is annotated as UPF0161 protein At3g09310. Lineage: Eukaryota; Viridiplantae; Streptophyta; Magnoliopsida; Fabales; Fabaceae. The record is from RefSeq and is a predicted model, not a curated record.